UAUAGAUGUAAAGUGAAGUCCUGUUUAUCUAUCUGUUGGAGAUAAAAAAAACACAAGAAACAAUAUCUGUGCAGCUCUCAUUCUGAUUGGAGUGAAGAUGACCAAGUUUUCAAUAAUAAAGAGUGCCAAAGACCCUCGUGUUGAACGUGUAACAUCGGUCUGCAAGAAAGUCGUCAAUACAUUCUCCUUCAGCUGGAAGAAAAAGAGGGACUUAAGUAAUGCUCAAACUGAGCUAAAGCUACCUCAAAAGAAGCUCAUCACCGAGUCCCCAACACGAUGGGGUUCGAGACUCAACAUGAUCGAGAGAGUGCUCGACCAGGAAAAGGCAAUUUCUCAGGUCCUGAAGGCAGACAAGAAGACGAGGCAUUUGGUCCCUUCAUGGCAAGAUGUUGACGUGAUGGAGUCUGUGAAAAAGGCAUUUAGUCCACUGAAAGACUUUACUGAUGCACUCUCCGGUGAGGACUAUGUGAGUAUAUCUUAUGUAAAGCCAGUGCUUCACCUGUUGAAAGUCAACAUUUUGUGCCUGAAUGAUGAAGACACUGAACUAACAAAAACAAUGAAGACAAGCAUUCUCGCAUACCUCACUGACAAAUAUCAGGACCCCACCAAUGAUGAUCUGCUGGAUAUGGCUUCGCUUGUCGAUCCCAGGGUUACAACACAAUACAUCGACAAAGACAAGAUAGAGGGAAUACAAACCAGAGCUUUGUCUGAGCUGGAGUCUUUGCUGACCAUACAGUAUCCAACAUCAGAUCAGCAGCCUACCUCUAGUACCUCAACCUCCACAUCACAGAGCCCUGAUGAGGGUCAGGCACCACCCAAGAAAGCAAAACAAUCCCUUGCCAGCUUUUUUAAAGCCUCAGGUGUUGGAAGUGCAUCUGCAGCCACAACAUCAUCUUCCUCAUCUCUAAAAGAGGCAAUAGUAGGAAAACUGAAGGGAUAAUUGUCCAAACCAAAUGCAGAAAGUGAGGUGUAGUUCAGACUUUGAAUGCCUACAGGGAUGAGUCAUUUUUUGAUGACCUAUGGAAUGAAGUGUUGAACACAGCUGAGCAACGUGAUACUGCAAUACAGCCAGUCAGAUUCAGAACGAGUAAAAUAUAUUUUUCGUACAACCCUUUUCUACCCGGUUUUAGAUCAGAUGCUUAAUGAGCUUAACAGAAGGUUUUCUAGAAAAAACUGUGAAAUAGUAACUUGUAUCCAAACUCUAAACCCUACAAGUGAUGUGUUUCUCAAACAAUAGUCCCUGUUUCCAUUUGCUAGAAUGUAUGAAUGAAAUAUUGAGGACUUGGGGUAUGAACUCCAUCAGUUCAGAAGAAUUUUAGAAAGGAAAAUACAGAGUGGCAUGCAGAAGCCUUCCAGUGUAGUAGAGCUGCAAUUAUUCAUUGAACCAUAUAAAGAAGUUUUCUUUGAGCUCUUUAAACUAUGCAAAAUAGCUGUUUCAAUCCCUGUUAGUACUGCAUCUUGUGAACAGAGUUUUUCUGUACUAAAGCUGGUGAAAACCUA
Messenger RNA from Triplophysa dalaica, 1500 nucleotides. Its product is annotated as E3 SUMO-protein ligase ZBED1-like. Bases 98 to 940 code for a protein of 280 amino acids. The record is from RefSeq and is a predicted model, not a curated record. The transcript is spliced from 2 exons. NCBI's taxonomy places the organism in Eukaryota, Metazoa, Chordata, Actinopteri, Cypriniformes, Nemacheilidae.